CUAGUUUCUGUUUUCAGGCAAUAAAACAUGAUGAAUGCACCAGCUCCAGCUCAUGCGUGGAACGCCGACCAUGUGCUUGCCGGUCUUGCCGGAUUGGGAGUUGUCACUUUGGUCGUGUUGGCAACGAAAGCAGCGACCUUCGUUGCUGAGGUGACGCAGCUGUUUCCAGUCGAUACCGACGGAAGGAAUUCCACACCACCGCUCGUGGUUGCCGUCAUUGUCUGCACACUGUCGGCGCUCUACGUCUGGACCACAAGCAGUUUCCUGGCCCUCGCGAGAACUACAGCAGUGGGUGACGUUGAUAAGCAAAAGACAUCACCUGACUCUGCUGCAGCUGCCAACGUCGGCUUAACACCCUCGUCAGCCCAGAAGAGCAGAAACAGAAAGAAAUUCGGUGACAAGAACACAACCAGUACACCAGCAGGAGGGGGUACUACUCUACGCAGUCGCGGCGGUACUAACCAGAAGAAACCUAAUAUCGCACCCCCACUACAACUAGAUGACGACCAUGCGCAAAAGGAAUACAGCGGAUCGUUCGACGACUCGCACGAAACCUCGUCCCCAUGCUCAGAGCCGGACGAGGACUGGUCGCCGCCGGCGGAUAAGAACCAGGAAGUACGAAUUUUCAUGGACGGCGCCUUCGAUCUGACCCACUACGGCCACUACAACGCGCUCCGCCUCGCCAAGUCCCUGGGGAAUUACCUGGUGGUCGGGGUGAACAGUUCCGACUCCGUGCAGAAGUGCAAGGGUUUCGCACCGGUUUUGACCGACGAAGAACGGUGCAUCGCCGUCGAAAACUGCCAGUUCGUCGAUGAGAUCGUGCCCAAGUCCCCCUACGUCAUGACCAAGGAAUAUAUGAUUUCCUUGAUUGACAGCCACAAUACGCAACGGACACAAUAAAGAACUUGUUACCGCUCAUGAUUGUUCCCUAGUACUGGUAGUUCUUACAGUGUGCAAUUACUGCACAACUUUCUUGAGUGACAUCAAAGCAUAGGGUCUGGAAAUACUGGUACACCGCAUGCUACAUGUACUUGUUAUCGUACGAACAGUUUUUGUGCCCGGAGAGACGGCAUUUCAUUCUUCUUGUAUGUGCGCCUGAGCGGUAAAAAAUUUCCAGUGAAUAGAUGAAAUCGAUUACUUCGUGCACGGGUCGGAUCCCUGCCUGGUGGACGGCGUUGAUGUGUAUGAGGAGGCGCGAAGAAUGGGUCGGUUCCGCAUGGUGCCCCGGACCAAGGGGAUCUCCACGACGGACAUCGUCGGUCGCAUGCUGCUCUACGGCCAGACGCAGCAGUUCGGGGGUGACGCGAACAAUGCGGCGGACGAGAUGAAAGAGGCACGGAUAUCCUGUGUAAAAACGUCCCCACCCCAUAUUUGCAAUGCAAAUCUGCAUGCUGCAAAUAUUUCUCAUGCGGAGUUGCAUGAGAAGCAUUUCCUAGUCUUGUUUCGGAAUUUGUCAUGCUACAAUCAGCAUGAUAUGCUGGAUAUGUGAUGCUGCCGAACUAGCCAAACAUUAUUACGCUACGAGGCCAAACCUGUCAUGCGCAACAGCCAAAGCUUGUUGACUUGUGUAGCAGAUUUCCCAUCUUCACUAUGGGGUGGGGACGUUUUUACACAGGAUAACGGAAAAGCAGUCGAAGCAGAACGCAAACUUCCGAGCAGGACGACAUGCUUCGGGCGUCCGCGGUGGUCUAUCAAAGAAAAAAGUUCGUCACGAUCACUCAUGGGCAUUUUUGCAAUACAAAAAAUGCCUGCCACGCGUAAAAGUGCAUCACAGCCAAACGUUACACAGGAUUUCCCUUAGUGUUUCUGCAAUACAUGGAAAAGCUGUGAUGCUAAAAAAAUUAGUAAUGCUAAGUCUCCAAGUUAAUGACUGUGACAAACUUUUGUCUUUCUAUAUGGUCAGGUCCAAGAGUACUGCGUCGAAGAGCGAGGAGGUGGAGGGGGAGCCGCCGUCGAUAGUGGAUUCGGUUGUAACCACUAGCAGCGACCAUAGAGAUAGGGUAGAAAAAGUAGAGCAACAGCAGCUGUCAAGCUCCGCCAAGAGCAGCAACGUUAAUAAACAGGCGCGCGGUCGGCCUCGUGCUGUAGCUGCAACAGGUGGUGCAGCAGGCGCCGCAGCAUCUUCGUCCCAAUACGAGGGUAAAAAUAAAAGUUCCGCUGCGAAAAACUCCGAGCUGCUGCAGCUGCAGUCGCGGUUUUACAGCACCACGGCGCUGCUUCGCGCCUUCAGUGAACACUGCGAGCCGCCGCUGCCCGGCCAGCGGGUGGUGUAUUUUCCCCAUUCGUGGGACAUGUACUGCGCCACACACAUCCUCGCGAUGCAAGAGGCAAAACAACAGGGUGACUACCUGCUCAUCGGCGUGUACAGUGACGCGCUGCUGAACGACGUCGAGGACCAGCCACCCAUCCUGACGUUUUACGAGCGGACGUUGUCGGUCCUCGGCUGUUCGUUCACCAACGACAUUCUGCUGCCCGCGCCACCCGUGGUUUCCGAAAAGUUCCUGCAGGAGUUCGACAUUUCCGUGGUCUGUGUCAUGGACCACGCGACGGCGCAGCCGACGCAAUUGCACCAGAGCAUCAUCGACGCGAACCUGUCCGUUCCCGUGCACAAAAUCCGCCCCAAGAUGGAACUGGAUAAGAAAGCCAUCCUCACCCGCGUCUUCGAAAACCACGAGGCGUUCCAGACCAAAUACCAAAAAAAAAUCGUCACGGAGCUGGCAUACUGAUACUGAUGAGAAGAGGACGGACUGCUUCUGUUGCCAGCAGACUUUUCAUCUUCUUCGACCAACUUUGUCGCUUCUUCCAUCAUCAUCCAUCGUCCCGUUUGACAGAAAGUUUCUUCCACCUCUUCUAGAUGAUUAGUAACGAAAUUCAGAGAAAAAGAAAAUUAUUGGAGCGAUAAGCACGUCGUUAUUUCGUGCAGGAGCUCGGAAGACCGUCCCUCGCCAAGUACCUGUGCAAUGCAGCAAUUCUUUGCAAGAACGACACCCUGACAACGACAGGAUCAUGCUUUCUACCACGACCAUGUACAAAACAUGCUUGAUCACACUAUCUCGAAGAUGAUGACCACACGACAAGGAAUGUAACGAAAAAUAACGACCUAAAGCUAAUUUAGAUUUAUCGAAUAAGCCGCCUCUUUUUCUAGUAGAGUACCCCUUCGGAACAGACGGGUAGCAGAUGGGUUUACACCGCAUAAAAAGCGCGGCUUGUUUACCGCGCAUUUUUUGUAUUCUAC
Molecule: messenger RNA, 3235 nt
Organism: Amoebophrya sp. A120
Lineage: Eukaryota; Dinophyceae; Syndiniales; Amoebophryaceae
Source: the annotation of a GenBank genome assembly